Molecule: messenger RNA, 987 nt
Organism: Uranotaenia lowii
Lineage: Eukaryota; Metazoa; Arthropoda; Insecta; Diptera; Culicidae
Exons: 2
Coding region: 29-877 (282 amino acids)
Biological process (GO): DNA integration
Molecular function (GO): nucleic acid binding
Source: RefSeq, a predicted model, not a curated record
CUUUAGUCGGUUCCUUAAAGUAAUCGAAAUGAAGGGGACAUCAGCUUCAAAAACUAUAGAUGCACUGGAAACCAUUUUCAACGAACAUGCAUAUCCAGAGAGCAUUCGGUGUGACAAUGGUCCACCAUUCUCAAGUGAUGAAUUUUCGGAAUAUUGUUUAAAGAAAAACGUCCGAUUAAUUAAAUGUAUCCCGUACUGGCCGCAGAUGAAUGGGCUUGUAGAGCGGCAGAACCAGGGAAUCCUGAAGACUCUCCGGAUAGCCAAAGCCACAAAGAGUGACUGGAAGAAAGCCAUUAAGGAAUACGUGUAUAUGCACAAUACUACACCUAAUUCGGUAACAGGUAAAGCCCCUCUGGAGCUCAUGACAGGUCGUCCGGUGAAAGACAUGCUUCCAUCUUUGCGAACGGAAAGGUUAAGGAAUAAAAACGAAGAAAUAAGCGACAGGGAUGCCAUAUUGAAGAUGAAAGGCAAACUGUAUGCCGAUGCCCGCAGACAAGCACGACCAUCUGAUAUUAAAAAAGGUGACAUAGUAAUGAUGAGGAAUUUCGAUUCGGGAAAACUAGAGCCUAGUUUUCAUAUGGAAAAAUUCGAAGUUGUUGGAAGAAACGGAUCCGAUGUUUGUAUCCAAAAUGAGGCAGGUGUCCGCUAUCGUCGCUCAGUGACACAUCUAAAAAAAUGGCCAGCACCAUUGGAUGAUAACUCAAAAUCGGUGGUCGUACAGAAACCUGAAGCUGAAACAAUCGAAAAUGAAGCAGAUGUUGGAAAUGAUCUCGACUAUGAACAAUUUAAAAGGAAGUCUGGGUCGGACGACGAACAUGACCAGGAAGGAAAUCGUCCAAAGAGAUCUCGCAAAUUACCUGCUCGGUUUCUAGACUAAGUAGGAGAGGGAUGUAGGAUAUACAUCAACGGAUACAUCCGAUGUCUAUGGUUUGAUCGACGAAUAAUAACAUGGGAGAGUAUAUGUAAGUCAGUUGGUAAGCGAACGAG